This is a messenger RNA of Puntigrus tetrazona (Sumatra barb), 1719 nucleotides long. RefSeq names its product Voltage-dependent anion-selective channel protein 2-like. The transcript has 9 exons. Bases 145 to 990 code for a protein of 281 amino acids. Gene Ontology annotation, biological process: monoatomic anion transmembrane transport. Gene Ontology annotation, molecular function: voltage-gated monoatomic anion channel activity. The record is from RefSeq and is a predicted model, not a curated record. Lineage: Eukaryota; Metazoa; Chordata; Actinopteri; Cypriniformes; Cyprinidae. Gene Ontology annotation, cellular component: mitochondrial outer membrane.
CGCGCAUGCGCGGUUUGUCUCCUUCACUUCGUCCUGCAGCAGUUAGUGUCAAAUCCGAAAUACAGGACGCGCUACAUCCACAGCUGUCGUUUCGCAUCGUUGUUUUUUUAUUUCUGCCUCGACAGCGACAGCACCCUCGGUAUAAUGGCCGUCCCUCCUGCGUACACAGACCUGGGAAAAUCUGCCAAAGACGUUUUCAGCAAGGGUUACGGUUUUGGGAUUGUUAAAUUGGACCUCAAAACCAAAUCUCAUAAUGGAGUGGAGUUCAACACAUCUGGAUCCACCAACACAGACACGGGAAAAGCUGGUGGGAGUUUGGAGACCAAGUAUAAGAUGAAGGAUCUGGGACUGAGUUUAAACCAGAAGUGGAACACAGACAACAUGCUCACGACAGAAGUGUCCGUCGAAGACCAGCUCACGCAGGGGUUGAAAGUGGCCCUGGAUACGUCUUUCGUACCAAACACAGGCAAGAAGAGCGGGAAACUGAAGACCGGCUACAAGCGCGACUUCGUCAAUAUGAGCUGCGACGUCGACUUCGAGGGUCCGGUCGUGCACUCUGCGGCGGUUCUGGGAUACGAAGGCUGGCUCUUGGGCUACCAGAUGGCGUUCGACACGGCCAAAUCCAAACUGGUGCAGAACAACUUCGCUCUGGGAUACAAGGCCGGAGAUUUCCAGCUUCACACCAACGUUAAUGACGGAGCAGAGUUCGGAGGAUCUGUGUAUCAGAAGGUCAGUGAUCAGCUGGAGACGGCCGUCACUUUGGCCUGGACCUCAGGCAGCAACAACACGCGCUUCGGAGUCGCUGCCAAGUACCAGCUGGAUAAAGAUGCCUCGUUGUCUGCCAAAGUGAACAAUGCCAGUCUGAUCGGAGUCGGUUACACUCAGAGUCUUCGACCAGGUGUGAAACUCACUCUCUCUGCCUUGAUCGACGGAAAAAACUUCAACACCGGAGGACACAAAGUGGGACUGGGCUUCGAACUGGAAGCGUAAAAGACACCGAAGAAGAGAGACCCGGUCCUCACGUUGUCCCUCCUACAUCACACACUAGCACUCGAUGACUAAAAACACUUAGAGGCAUGUUGACGGUCUUUGCAAGUCUGUGGGAGCUGAGUGAUUCAAUCUCAACCGGCCUUGAGAGCUGGCCUUCUAAGGGAAAUAUUUGCCGAUCACCUCAUUUAUUUAACUGCAGCCGUAUAUUUACGUAGAGCGCUUAGAGCAAACCAAAUGAUAAAAGUAACGGUAGAUUUGCGAGCUUGGAGUGUUUUUUUUUUCUGGUGAUGUCAGUGCAUGCUAAGCACUUGCGUUUGAUUUAUGAGCGACGGUCAAGUUGCAUGGUUGCAGUAGAGGUUAUUUCUCAGUAUACUGCAUUAGAGUGAUGUGGCACUUUUAGGGCUUUAGGCCUCACAGGAAACCGAGCAGACAAGCAUGUGUAUUUUUAGGGCUUGCAACACUCUUUUUCACACUCACUGAUGGUUAGAGAGCAACUCUGUAUUGUGGGAAAAUAUGCCGCUACCAUACAAUUUUAAAGCGUUUCGGUGUGCAAAUGUUUGUGCAUUGAGCUCUUUAUAGGCAGACAUCAAUGCAUUGUACAUACCGAUCACUAUUAUAUAUAUUGUUAUUAUAUAUAAUAACUAAUUUUGCAAUGUUGAGGAAGAUGGUCUUUGUACCUCAUUUUUCCACUGGAAAUUGAGAAAUUUUAAUAAACAAAGAAAAAUGUAA